Penicillium robsamsonii is the source of this 1530-nucleotide messenger RNA. Its product is annotated as putative Gamma-butyrobetaine hydroxylase subfamily. Gene Ontology annotation, biological process: carnitine biosynthetic process. The record is from RefSeq and is a predicted model, not a curated record. NCBI's taxonomy places the organism in Eukaryota, Fungi, Ascomycota, Eurotiomycetes, Eurotiales, Aspergillaceae. Bases 1 to 1530 code for a protein of 509 amino acids. Gene Ontology annotation, molecular function: oxidoreductase activity. Gene Ontology annotation, cellular component: mitochondrion. The transcript has a single exon.
AUGCAUCGUCUGCGAAGUUCAGUUACCCUCUGGCAAGUGCCACGAGCCUUGUCAUGCUCAACCCCACGCCGUAACUUGAUAGCUGCCUCUAGUAGGUUCAACAGUUCUGUACAGUCAGACUCUGACGGCAAAUUGGAUCAUGUUGCCCCAAAAAUUGAAAGUCAACAUCCGAUACCACAAGAAUCCGGUAACUUCAGGGGCGAUGUGCAAAACUCCACCCCUAAAGUGGUUGGAAGAAACAACCUCGCGGAUGGCGUCCUUCAAAAAGUGGGCAAAAAAGGGUCGGUCUGGGCUGGAAAAGAGGAAUUGUACUUGCAUAUGGACAAAGGUACAACAAUCAAACUGCCAUAUACUUACCUGCGCGAUUCAUGCCAGUGUGGAGUGUGCAAGGAUCAACACUCGAAGCAGCGCUCGUUCCGCACAAGUGACAUUCCCAAGGACAUUUCUCCGACCUGGGUCAAUUGGGAUGGAAAGAAGCUUUUAAUCCGGUGGGCCAAGGAUAUUGGGGAGUCUCAGACGACGCAUGAAUCAACCUGGGACCGUGACUUUCUAAAACGGCCCAUUUUCAACACUCAUCGUCAGCACUCAAACCAGAACAGCAAACCGAUCAUAUGGGGACGGGCCCAAAUGGACAGAAGUCAACAUUGGGUAUCUUACUCGGACUAUAUGGCCGAUGAUUCCAAAUUUGCCACAGCGAUGCACCAGUUGCAGCGACUGGGCCUUAUUUUUGUGAAGGAUAUUCCAGACUCACGAUCGAUGGUUGAAGCUAUUGCAACACGGAUGGGACCACUACGAAACACCUUCUACGGAUCAACGUUCGACGUCCGCACUGUUCCGCAGGCGACAAAUGUCGCAUAUACAAACCAAUUCCUUGGAUUCCACAUGGAUUUGAUGUAUAUGAACGAGCCACCGGGAUACCAGCUCCUCCACUGUUUGGAGAACUCAUGUUCGGGGGGCGAAUCAAUGUUCGCAGACACAUUUUCGACUGCGAAGCUCAUGAGUGAGAGAUACCCAGAAGAUUAUAAAGUGCUUUGCGAGCAGCGGUUGGGGUACGAGUAUAGGCACGAGGAACACAUCUAUUACAAUGAACGACCUGUCUUUGAGCAUGACUCGAACACAGACGACCUCCGCCAUGUCAAUUACUCGCCCCCCUUCCAGUCUCCCCUCCCACCACGGGAUGGAAGAGACUACGAUGCUAGGUCUGUGAACAAACUACGAGACGCCCUUGCGACUUUCACUUCAAUUAUUGAUAAUCCGAAACACACCUUUGAGCUGAAGCUCAAUCCGGGUGAGUGUGUCAUCUUUGAUAACAGAAGAGUCGUCCAUGCCCGCCGCCAAUUCAAUGCCAGCACAGGAUCUCGCUGGUUAGCAGGCGCGUAUGUCGACACGGAUGCUCUGCUAUCCAGGUUCGCCGUCUGUAGGCAUAAGCAUCCACAUGUUUGGACAAAAAAGGCCAAGAAGGACCUGGCAGCCAACAACACAGACAAUCACCAGGAAAGAAGCGAAUCAUCAGAAGAAGCAAGAAGCUAA